AACCGUUCGGGCGCCGGGGCUCGAGCAACCGGCGCGCCUACAAAUAUUGGCGUUCGGACGACGCACGCAUAAGCCAAGCGGCCACAGGGCACGCACCUCCACCGGACGCCGUCGUCGCGGCUGCCCCCUGCGGCUUCCCUGCAAAACGAAGGCAAACGAUGGUCCGCCCAGAUCGAGACGAGCACGCCUGGGAGCGGCUCUGCGCAAGAAAGCGAGACGAGAUCGAGCGGGACACGCGGCUCCUCUCUACACAACAGCAGCAGCGCUGCGAGCGCGCCGAGCGCCUCUACGCGGAACUGGAAAGCGCGCACGCCCACACAGUAACGGAGGAAAACGACGUUUGCGAGGACGGCGUGCUCGACCUGCGGGGCAAAGAACUGAAAGUAUUCACGGUACCAGCGGCCGUGGAAAGGACCCUCGCAACACGGACCAUCCACACCCUUGUGCUGAGAAACAACCGCCUGCAGCACCUCGACGCGCGGACGCUCGCGCCACUCAUCGCGCUGGUCAAGCUCGACGUCUCCAGAAAUGAGCUCGAGCGCCUCGGCCCGACGGGCGCCGUUACCAUACCAGGCGACCACGCGAAGGUGCUCGCCGCUCACCCGGGCGCGCGCGCGGCUGGUGUGAAGGGGGGCUUCCCGCCGCGCCUCGAGGUGCUGCUCGCGGCCUUCAACCGCGUGCAAAAACUCAGUCUGGGCGCGGCGGGCGCGCCGUGCCUCAAGCGGCUGGUCGUGGCGCACAACGUCGUGCGCUUCGUCGCUCCCGACAUCGCCAAGGCGCCGAACCUCGAGGAGCUCGAUCUGCGGGGCAACCGCCUCGCGGCGGACCAGUUUGUGUCGGUGUCGAAAUCGCGCCUGCUCGACGGCGCGGAGCUUCUACGCCGUCGACGCGACGUUGUGUCCACGCAGGUUGAAGCACCUCGCGCCGCUGAAAAAGCUCGCGAAGGUCAAGGUCGGCCGCAACCCGCUCUGCGCCGACCGGCGCCACGGCCACGCCGUGCCCUCGCACGUGCGCAACGCGCUCUCGACGACGAAGGCGCCGCCCGCCGCGCCGCGGCGGGCCUGGGCGGCGCCCGCCGCCGCCGCGGCGCGCCGCCGCGGCGACGCGAGCGGCGCGCGGCCGGCGCCGGCGCCCGCGCCGCCCUCGCUGCUGCCGCGCGACGCGACGCCGGCGUCGGCCUUCGCGGCGUCGGCCUUCGGCGCGUCGGCCUUCGGCGCGCCCGCGGCCCCCGCGGCGCGCGCGCCCGCGCCCGCGCCCGCGGCGGCGGACCCGUUCUCGUCCGCGGCGUCGGCCUUCGGCGCGCCGGUGGACCCGGCCGCGUCGGCCUUCGGCGCGCCGACGCCGCCGGCCGCGUCAUCCGCGUUCGGCGCGCCGACGCCGCCGGCCGCCGCGGACCCCUUCGCCGCGACCGCGUCGUCCUUCGGCGCGGCGGACCCCUUCGCCGCCGCCGCGUCGACCUUCGCGGACCCCUUCGCGGCGAGCGCCUUCGCCGCGCCCGCGCCCGCGCCGGCGGCCGCCCAGUCGCUCCGCGACCGCCUCAUCGCCAAGGGCGCCGUCGACACGCUGCCCCGCAAACCGCAAACGCCCGCGUCGGAAUCGAGCGAGGAGGAGUCGUCGGACGAGUCGGGCAGCGAGUACUCCGAGGACGGGCCGGACUGGAUCGAGGGCUGGGAUCCGAACCACAAGCACGUCUACUACUUCAACCACGUCACCGAGGUGACGACGUGGGCGCGGCCGCGCGACGCCGAGGUCCGGCCCAUGUCCGCCAAGGACGCCGCGCGGCGGCGCGAGGACCUCCUUAACAAAUAGAGUUUAA
Messenger RNA from Pelagomonas calceolata, 1816 nucleotides. The record is from the annotation of a GenBank genome assembly. Lineage: Eukaryota; Pelagophyceae; Pelagomonadales; Pelagomonadaceae.